Messenger RNA from Cladocopium goreaui, 1662 nucleotides. The record is from the annotation of a GenBank genome assembly. Lineage: Eukaryota; Dinophyceae; Suessiales; Symbiodiniaceae.
CGAAGAAUCUGACCGGCUUCGAAGUGACUUCUGCUAGAGGAACUGGCCAAUGCACAUGUUCGAGGCCAUUUUUUGGGCACGGCUGCGAAGAGGGGCGGUGUCCUCCAGGAGAGCGUUUGGACAAACAUGCUAAAGUGGACAUGGCCACCGAGAAGUAUUCUCAGUGGGAAGUUUGUGCGCCUUGCGAAUCUGGCAAAUUCAAACAUUUCUCAGGCAACGAGGAAUGUUCUUUUUGCCCAGAUGGCCAUGUGCCACUGAACCGCACCAGCUGUGUUCCUUGUGCUUCUGGCACUGUCUCAUCUCGAGACCACCCUGAGACAUGUACACCUUGUCCUGAAGGCUCUGUCCCAAACAGACAGACGAAUACUUGUGAGGAGUGCACGGGUCCAACCUACGCAUUUGAAGGAGAUGAGUCUUGCAGGAGGUGUUUCUUUCCAGCUUUGAUCUUGACGGGCGACGAGAAUUUGUGUACCCCAGUCUAUACGGUGCUCUUUCUGUUUGCAUCUAUCCUCUUGGCAGUCUUUGUCUUGGCGAUCGUCGGAAGGUUGCGCGUUGAAUGUCUCAAAAGGCGACUCAAGAAACUAGUUGCCGCAAGGAAUUGGAAGGAUUUGCAUACCACACAGGCCAGACCACUGGAAUAUGGCCUUUGGCAGCGUAGGGCCUGCAAGCUGCUUGCGCUUCGCAAGGCUGAGGUGAAGUCGCGAUCUUUGCAGCUGGGUGUCUCUCUCGACUACGUCUUCGGCAAGCUGGAGAAUAUCUACAAGGAGAAGGCACAGCAGGCCGAAUGGCGAGUCGAUGUAUGGGGCCCAACGACACGGAGCGGUUUCUUCGUGAGGGUUCGCAGCAGUGGAGAUGCAGUUGAUCCCGAGUCUGCUUGGCCUACGCUGUCUAUUUGUGAUCACCCAGAAGACCCAAAUUUUCAUCAGGUAGCCGCGCUGUUGGCUUACGGACCAUGGGCUUUGGGCAAGGGUCUGUGCUGCCCACGUGAUGGGUUGGCAGAUUGCAGCCUUGUCGACGCACUGGAAACGGAAUGCAACAGCGCAAAGGCGACUUGGUUCCUGUCGUGGGUCUGGAACUACAAAUUCACUACUGUGCUGAAGGUUGGUGCCAUUGAAACUUUGGAGGACUUGACCCAACAAUGUCGGGUUGAUGCUGAGAAGGCGAAAGCUUCAGUCCAAGCAGAUGCAGAUGCCAUUAAAGAACGUAUCCAAAAAGAACACCAAUCCUUCGAGUAUGUGAACAAGACAGUGGAGCAAGCCCUUUGGUGUGAAGUCACCAAAUUCCUGGAGCAGUCUCAACAAGAACCCGAAGAGAUCGAGCUGUCAACACAAACGCCUCAAGACUCGGACCUGUCGACCAGCUCAGCUCCUGUUUCAGCCAUGCUUUCUGCCGACUCGCAGUGCAGUCUCCAAUGAUUUACAGGCAGACAGCCAAGAAAACGGCAUUGGCAGACCAUGAUGGGUGAAACCUCAAGAUCCGACAAGGCUCAAGUUUUGCAGUAACCGAGCUGACUCGACCCUCGGUCAAUAUUUUCUGAGCCACGGGCCUUAAACUUUUUAAGAUGCUGUCAAUCCUGCACAUGGCUUGACUUUUAGUCUUUGUUGUCUAGCCUCGGCCGCACGGCUACCUUGCACGUGGGUUGAAUCUGAGUCUUAAGAUUUG